GUAUAACUCUCAGAUCCAUGGCUUCGUUGAGCAGAGGCGCCCCGGCGGGGGUCAGUCCCAGAUGGUCAAUGGCCGGAGCAGGGACCAGGGGGCUGAGCACAGCCCGCACCCCGACACCUCCAUGGUGCUGCUGAGGAAGGGACGGUGCUCUCUGUCGGACUCCUCCCCGGUGCUCAUGGUGGACGAGCUGUUCUGUCAGCAGCCUCAUCAGCUGAGCUUCCCCGAGACGACCCUGCGCAUCAUGAUCACGCAGCACUUCUCCCCUCGAACCCGGCUCAGCAUGGCGGGCAGGAUGCUCAUCAAUGAGAGACAGAGGCUGAUCCGCACCAGCAGCCCAGGCGGCAGCAGCAGGAGUGGAGCAGGCCCAGAGACCCCAGUGAAGGAUGGAGCUGGAGGGAGGGCCUGGCCUCUGGAGAAUGGGGGAGCCUUGGACAAUGAGAGGCAUCUCCUGGAGGAGCCGAGUGAGAGGAGAGAGGAGAGAGAGGGGCCAGCGCAGCGGGAGGAGGAGAGACCCCUGGAAGGAGAAGAGGAGGAGGAGGGGGAGGAAGAGGGGGGGGUCUUCCAUCCCUUUCACAUUCCAG
Messenger RNA from Polyodon spathula (Mississippi paddlefish), 581 nucleotides. Its product is annotated as sodium/potassium/calcium exchanger 3-like. Lineage: Eukaryota; Metazoa; Chordata; Actinopteri; Acipenseriformes; Polyodontidae. The transcript is spliced from 3 exons. The annotation marks the transcript as partial. The record is from RefSeq and is a predicted model, not a curated record.